GGUAUAAAAACCUACCGUCUCGAGUGUAGGAUAUCACAGUAUUAGCGAGUUUCAUUCAGGAUGCGUGCUGCACUCAUAUUAUUGGCCCUAGGCCUAGCUGCGGUUACAGCCGUACCUUCCAAUCCGCAAAGGAUUAUCGGAGGAUCAGUCACAGAUAUUAGUCAGUACCCAAGUGGUGUGUCUCUUCUCUUCUCAUGGACUGGAUCUGGAAGUUUCUUCCAGGCCUGUGGAGGUGCCAUUAUUAACAACAGGGCCGUACUUACUGCCGCACAUUGCCUCAUUGGUGACCCGAUUGCACGCUGGCGCAGUCGCGUCGGUUCCACCAAUGCCAACAGCGGUGGAGUUGUUCACACGACCAGCAGAAUAAUUAUUCAUCCCAACUACAACACGGGCACUUUGGACCAAGAUAUAGCAAUCUUGCAAAUCGUCGGCAGUUUCUCUUUCAAUAACAAUGUACGCGCUGGUCAAAUUGCAGGCAGCAACUACAAUCUCGGUGACAACCAACCCGUUUGGGCCAUCGGGUGGGGAACUACUAGUGUUGGUGGAAGUCCUUCUGAACAGCUUCGACACGUCCAAGUUUGGACUGUUAACCAGGCUACCUGCAGAACUCGUUACGCUGAGCUGCGUCGCACUAUCACUGACAAUAUGUUGUGCUCCGGUUGGCUCGACGUCGGUGGUCGUGACCAAUGCCAGGGAGACUCUGGUGGUCCUCUGUUCCAUAAUGGAGUUGUCGUCGGUGUUUGCUCUUGGGGAGAGAGAUGUGCCCUGGCUCGUUAUCCUGGUGUUAAUGUUCGUGUAUCUCGCUACACAUCCUGGAUUCAAAGCAAUGUAUAAUUUUAAAAAGGAAACGAUACUGUUAU
Vanessa tameamea is the source of this 860-nucleotide messenger RNA. RefSeq names its product trypsin, alkaline C-like. Gene Ontology annotation, molecular function: serine-type endopeptidase activity. The coding region runs from base 61 to 834 and encodes 257 amino acids. Gene Ontology annotation, biological process: proteolysis. Lineage: Eukaryota; Metazoa; Arthropoda; Insecta; Lepidoptera; Nymphalidae. The record is from RefSeq and is a predicted model, not a curated record. The transcript is spliced from 4 exons.